AAUCACCCUCAUAACCUGCAGUGCACGAACGACCCGUGAAAUUUCCAAAGACAACACCGCAAUCAUGCUUAUUCCACGGGCUGAUCGAAAGAAGAUCCAUGAGUACCUUUUCCGCGAGGGUGUAGUGGUCGCACCAAAGGACUACAAUCUGCCUCAGCACCCGCAGAUUGAGACCAAGAACCUCUAUGUCAUCAAGGCCCUUCAAUCUCUGAACUCGCGCGGCUACGUGAAGACCCAAUUCUCAUGGCAAUGGUACUACUACACUCUCACCCCCGAGGGUCUUGACUAUCUUCGUGAAUGGCUUCACCUUCCUGCCGAGAUUGUGCCCCAGACGCACAUUAAGACGCAGCGAUCACACGCUCCCCCACGCGGCAUGAUGGGCGGCGAUGACCGGGACCGACGAGGCGGCGGACGUGGUGGCCCACGCGGUGAUCGUGAGGGUGGCUACCGAAGACGUGAGGAAGGCAAGGAGAGCGGUGCUCCUGGUGGUUUUGAGCCAGGUUUCCGCGGCGGAUACGGACGUGGACGUGGUGGUGCGCCGAGGGAGUAGAUAUCUCAUCAGGGAAACUUCUCUAUUCGGGCGCGGCUACGGCUGUGCUUGCCAGGAUUGCGGGGUACGAACGAGAUCCUGGAUCGGCUCGGCGAAGAGAGCGAUAUGUUGCAGGUUGAGAGAAAAUCGUGGGUCAUGGAGUUUUAUAAAAGCAACGAUGGCAUGGCUCGGCUUAGCGGCAUGGGCUAAGGCGGAGCAAAUAUAAUUCUUCGAGCAUGCUUGCGCUUACAUUUCCUACUCUUGACGUGACAUUACUCUCAUUUAGAGCUUUGAUUGAUCAUGUGCAUCCUCGUCGUCAAGUUCUACCACCACUUUCAAAACCAAUUUCCCGUUCUCGUCCGUCGUUUUUCCUGCCAUCUUGAAUGCUUCCUCUAUACGCUCAAAGCCUUUGAAGCGAUGUGUGACCAUUUUUUCGAACCUUGGCACACCCUCGCCACCCUCCCUCAUCCGCUCAGCGUUCCGCAGUAGUUCGAUGCCCGUGGGAUACGUGUUUGCGUAUCUGAACACCCCA
Molecule: messenger RNA, 1061 nt
Organism: Verruconis gallopava
Lineage: Eukaryota; Fungi; Ascomycota; Dothideomycetes; Venturiales; Sympoventuriaceae
Exons: 4
Coding region: 65-550 (161 amino acids)
Cellular component (GO): cytosolic small ribosomal subunit
Molecular function (GO): structural constituent of ribosome; RNA binding
Source: RefSeq, a predicted model, not a curated record